AUGGGUAUUGCAUACAACGUCUACUUGACCUCCAAUAAGAUCUUCGGCUGCAAGAAUUGCAAAACCCACCUUGCAGACUACGAUGAUAUUAUCAGCCGAAACUUCCGCGGCCAGCAUGGCAAAGCCUACCUCUUCAACACCGUCGUCAAUGUGACUGCCUCAGAUGCAGUGGAACGCAGCAUGACAACUGGGAGACAUGUCGUUCGUGAUAUUGCGUGUCGCCAGUGCAAGGAAACGGUAGGGUGGAAGUACGAUAAGGCUUAUGAGAACUCGGAGAAGUACAAAGAGGGGAAGUUCAUUCUGGAAGAGGAGCUCCUCUGCGUCGUUUGCUGA
Molecule: messenger RNA, 333 nt
Organism: Penicillium waksmanii
Lineage: Eukaryota; Fungi; Ascomycota; Eurotiomycetes; Eurotiales; Aspergillaceae
Product: putative Yippee zinc-binding protein Moh1
Exons: 2
Coding region: 1-333 (110 amino acids)
Cellular component (GO): ubiquitin ligase complex
Source: RefSeq, a predicted model, not a curated record